Messenger RNA from Verticillium dahliae VdLs.17, 918 nucleotides. Its product is annotated as shwachman-Bodian-Diamond syndrome protein. NCBI's taxonomy places the organism in Eukaryota, Fungi, Ascomycota, Sordariomycetes, Glomerellales, Plectosphaerellaceae. Bases 1 to 918 code for a protein of 305 amino acids. Gene Ontology annotation, biological process: ribosome biogenesis. The record is from RefSeq and is a predicted model, not a curated record. The transcript is spliced from 2 exons.
AUGACCCCGAUUGGCGCUGGUUACACAAGAAGCAUUCGUUGGAAGGGCAAGAAGCGAUUCGAGAUUGCGUGCUACAAGAACAAGGUCCUCGAAUACCGCUCGGGCAUCGAGACGGACCUCGACAACGUCCUGCAGAUCCCCUCCGUCUUCCUCAACGUGUCCAAGGGCCAGACGGCGCCCAAGGAGGAUCUGGAGAAGGCGUUUGGCAAGGGGAAAAGCACGGAUGACGUGGUGCUGGAGAUUCUGAAGAAGGGCGAGCUGCAGGUCGGCGAGAAGGAGCGGGCGGCCCAGCUCGAGCGGGUGCAGAACGAGGUGCUGGGCAUCGUGUGCAGCCGGCUCGUGGACCCGAGGACGAAGCGGGUCUACACGAGGGGCAUGAUCGAGAAGGCCCUCGACAUGCUGAGCUCGGCGGCGCACGAGGGCCAGCAGCAGCAGCAGGCCGGCAGCAAGACGGCGAGCGGGACGGGGACGCCAAGCGGCAACGGAGGGGACGAGGAGGGCGGCGCCAAGCCACGGGCGCAGCACGUGUGGACGGGUGUGACGACGACCAAGUCGGCGAAGAGCCAGGCGCUCGAGGCCAUGAAGGCGCUGAUCGCGGCGCAACCGAUCCCCGUGCAAAGGGCGCGCAUGAGGCUGCGCGUGACUUGCGCGACGAGCGUGCUCAAGCAGGGUGUCAAGGCCGCCAAGGAAGAGGGCGUUGGGGAGGAUGGCGCUAAGGCGGCGCCGGGCACGGUCAAGGAUAGGAUUCUGGGGUACUUUGAGCAGGUGGAGAGCCAGGACGUCGUCGGUUCCGAAUGGGAGGUUUCUGGGUUCGUUGAGCCCGGUGCGUUCAAGGGGCUGGGUGACUUCAUUGGCAAUGAGACGAGAGGUCAGGGUCGUGUUGAGGUGCUCGAUAUGGCCAUCACACACGAGGAUUAG